AUGGUCUCUUCAAUGUGGAGCUAUCUCGGCCUCGGUGAGGCCUCCAACUCUACCGUCGAGAAGGAUGCGAUGCGCGCCCUGCCAGCUUCGUGGUAUACCUCCCAGGAGAUGUUCGAGCUCGAACGCCGCGCUAUCUUUUCGAAAAAGUGGCUUCUGACUACACACAAACUCCGUCUCCCCAACGUCGGUGACUAUAUCCGCUACGAUGUCGCUGGAUACCAGUUCAUUCUUACCCUCGACCGCACAAAAAAGAUCAACGCCUUCCACAAUGUCUGUCGCCACCGUGCCUUUCCAGUCGUCACGGAGGAACAGGGCUCGGCUAGGAUCUUCUCCUGCAAAUACCACGGCUGGUCGUAUGGGUUGAACGGUAACCUUGCCAAGGCACCUGGAUACCAGGAUCUGGAUGGGUUCGACAAGAGCAAGAACGGUCUUCUCCCCAUCCACGUGCACAUCGAUGUCAAUGGAUUUAUCUGGGUGAACCUUGACGCAGGCGAGAAGCCAGAGAUUGCAUGGGAAGAUGAAUUCAAGGGUAUCGAUUUGCAGCCUCGAUUCAAGGACUUCAACUCUGAGAACUUCGAGUUCGACCACACCUGGGAAAUGGAGGGCGGGUAUAACUGGAAGAUUCUGGCAGACAACUACAGCAGGACGACACACCCGGAUGUUCCUUCGUUGGUGGAUGCCAGCACCAUCGAUGCUCACUCCAAGCCGGACCAGGUUGCGGCUGGGUUGAAGAAUGCCAGUACCUACUACUUCCCUAAUGCAUCCAUGACUGUCUUACCACACUUCUUCUUCCUGCAGCGCCUCGUUUCCACCUCCCCCACCACCUCCAUCAUGAAGUACGAAGUCUACCGCCACAAAGAAUCAAAGAACGAAGACUUUGAACUCAUCAAGUCAACAUACAAACGCAUCAUGUCGGAGGACAAAGACCACUGUGAGCUCACCCAGAAGAACCUCAACGCUGGCGAGCUGCACCCCGAAAUGGAAAAAGGACCCCUCUACUUCCAGAAAGUCGUUCGGGACGCCGUCACAGAACACAGCCAACGCGAAGAAAAAGCCAAGGAGGAGAUCUGGCCAGCCAGACAGAGUCUGCCCAAGACUGCAGAUGCAAAGACGAGUGCGAAGGAUAUGCAGUUCUGCUCGAGUCUGCCGUCUUGUGGCGCGGGGAGUGAGUGUUGCUCGAAUCUGGGGGCACCAGCGGCGGCGACGGCUUGGUAG
Messenger RNA from Aspergillus wentii DTO 134E9, 1215 nucleotides. RefSeq names its product aromatic ring-hydroxylating oxygenase subunit alpha. Bases 1 to 1215 code for a protein of 404 amino acids. Lineage: Eukaryota; Fungi; Ascomycota; Eurotiomycetes; Eurotiales; Aspergillaceae. The transcript is spliced from 2 exons. The record is from RefSeq and is a predicted model, not a curated record. Gene Ontology annotation, molecular function: iron ion binding; 2 iron, 2 sulfur cluster binding.